ACAUACAAUGGAUCAUACAGGAGAGCAGCCUCAUAAAUGUAUUACAUGCGGAAAAUCCUUUGUAUAUGAAAGCAAUUUGAAAGAACAUACAAAGGUUCAUACAGGAGAGCGACCUUAUAUUUGCAUUACUUGUGGAAAACCCUUUGUAUCUAAAAGCAAUUUGAAAGUACAUACAAGGGGUCAUACAGGAGAGCGACCUCAUAAGUGUACUACAUGCGGAAAAUCCUUUGUAUAUAAAAGCAGUUUGAAAGUACAUACAAGGGUUCAUACAGGAGAGAGACCUCAUAUAUGCAUUACUUGUGGAAAAUCCUUUGUAUCUACAAGCCGAUUGAAAGAACAUUCAAUGGUUCAUACAGGAGAGCGACCUCAUAAAUGUAUUACAUGCGGAAAAUCCUUUGUAUCUGUAAGCAAAUUAAAGGAACAUACAAUGGUUCAUACAGGAGAGCGACCUCAUAUUUGCAUUACUUGUGGAAAAUCCUUUGUAUUCAGAAGCAAUUUGAAAAUGCAUACAAUGGAUCAUACAGGAGAGCGACCUCAUAAGUGCACUACAUGCGGGAAAUCCUUUGUAUCUGAAAGUAAAUUGAAAGUACAUACAAUGGUUCAUACAGGAGAGCGACCUCAUAAAUGCACUACAUGCGGGAAAUCCUUUGUAUCUGAAAGUAAAUUGAAAGAACAUACAAUGGUUCAUACAGGAGAGCGACCUCAUAAGUGCACUACAUGCGGGAAAUCCUUUGUAUCUGAAAGUAAAUUGAAAGUACAUACAAUGGUUCAUACAGGAGAGCGACCUCAUAAGUGCACAACAUGCGGGAAAUCCUUUGUAUCUGAAAGUAAAUUGAAAGAACAUACAAUGGUUCAUACAGGCGAGCAACCUCAUAAAUGCACUACAUGCGGGAAAUCCUUUGUAUCUGAAAGUAAAUUGAAAGUACAUACAAUGGUUCAUACAGGAGAGCGACCUCAUAAGUGCACUACAUGCGGGAAAUCCUUUGUAUCUGAAAGUAAAUUGAAAGUACAUACAACGGUUCAUACAGGAGAGCGACCUCAUAAAUGCACUACAUGCGGGAAAUCCUUUGUAUCUGAAAGUAAAUUAAAAGUACAUACAAUGGAUCAUACAGGAGAGCGACCUCAUAAGUGCACUACAUGCGGGAAAUCCUUUGUAUCUGAAAGUAAAUUGAAAGUACAUACAAUGGUUCAUACAGGAGAGCGACCUCAUAAGUGCACUACAUGCGGGAAAUCCUUUGUAUCUGAAAGUAAAUUGAAAGAACAUACAAUGGUUCAUACAGGAGAGCGACCUCAUAAAUGCACUACAUGCGGGAAAUCCUUUGUAUCUGAAAGUAAAUUGAAAGAACAUACAAUGGUUCAUACAGGAGAGCGACCUCAUAAAUGCACUACAUGCGGGAAAUCCUUUGUAUCUGAAAGUAAAUUGAAAGAACAUACAAUGGUUCAUACAGGAGAGCGACCUCAUAAAUGCACUACAUGCGGGAAAUCCUUUGUAUCUGAAAGUAAAUUGAAAGAACAUACAAUGGUUCAUACAGGAGAGCGACCUCAUAAGUGCACUACAUGCGGGAAAUCCUUUGUAUCUGAAAGUAAAUUGAAAGAACAUACAAUGGUUCAUACAGGAGAGCGACCUCAUAAAUGCACUCCAUGCGGAAAAUCCUUUGUAUCUAAAAGCAAAUUGAAAGAACAUACAAUGGUUCAUACAGGAGAGCGACCUCAUAUUUGCAUUACUUGUGGAAAAUCUUUUGUAUUCAGAAGCAAUUUGAAAAUGCAUACAAUGGAUCAUACAGGAGAGCGACCUCAUAAGUGCACUACAUGCGGGAAAUCCUUUGUAUCUGAAAGUAAAUUGAAAGUACAUACAAUGGUUCAUACAGGAGAGCGACCUCAUAUUUGCUUUACUUGUGGAAAAUCCUUCGUAUCUAAAAGCAAUUUAAAAGUACAUACAAUGUUUCAUACAGGAGAGCGACCUCAUAUAUGCAUUACUUGUGGAAAAUCCUUUGUAUCUAAAGGAAUGAAAAUAGAAGAACUCAGGCAUAAGAAAAAAGAACCAAUUGCCAAACGAGCAAUCCUAAUUUGGAUUGUACGUACAAAAGAGGAGAUGACAACACCUCCACGGUAA
Macrosteles quadrilineatus (aster leafhopper) is the source of this 2113-nucleotide messenger RNA. RefSeq names its product zinc finger protein 850-like. Gene Ontology annotation, molecular function: DNA-binding transcription factor activity, RNA polymerase II-specific; RNA polymerase II cis-regulatory region sequence-specific DNA binding. Lineage: Eukaryota; Metazoa; Arthropoda; Insecta; Hemiptera; Cicadellidae. Bases 8 to 2113 code for a protein of 701 amino acids. Gene Ontology annotation, cellular component: transcription regulator complex; PcG protein complex. The record is from RefSeq and is a predicted model, not a curated record. The transcript has 2 exons. Gene Ontology annotation, biological process: regulation of transcription by RNA polymerase II.